Molecule: messenger RNA, 668 nt
Organism: Prunus avium (sweet cherry)
Lineage: Eukaryota; Viridiplantae; Streptophyta; Magnoliopsida; Rosales; Rosaceae
Product: 60S acidic ribosomal protein family
Biological process (GO): translational elongation; cytoplasmic translation
Cellular component (GO): ribosome; cytosolic large ribosomal subunit
Molecular function (GO): structural constituent of ribosome; protein kinase activator activity; ribonucleoprotein complex binding
Source: RefSeq, a predicted model, not a curated record
CGAACUGGGGCUAAAAGUAGUGUAUAAAAUCCCUCCAUUUACAAAACCCUAAAGUCCUAAUCGUCCUUUGCUUCCGUGCUGCGCCACCCAGAGUAGAGUCUCACAGUUUGACUGCUUUACAAUGUCGACCGCUGAGCUUGCUUGUUCCUACGCCGCCAUGAUUCUUCAUGACGACGGCAUCGCAAUCACAUCAGAGAAGAUUGCCGCCUUGGUGAGAUCAGCUAAUGUGGCAGUGGAAUCAUACUGGCCAAGCCUCUUUGCCAAGCUUGCUGAGAAGAGGAGCCUUGAGGACCUUAUUUUGAAUGCUGGCUCUGGUGGCGGUUCUGCUCCUGUGACUGUGGCUGCUGCCUCUGGUGGUGCUGGUGGUGCUGCCAGUGCUGCUGCUCCUGCAGUUGAGGAGAAGAAGGAAGAACCCAAAGAAGAGAGUGAUGACGACAUGGGAUUCAGCCUGUUUGAUUAGUAGAGUUCAUAUAUGAUUUGUGCUGUUCUUUUUAAAUUUAAUUUUAGACAAUUUAGGAUCAAUUGAAGUUGAAAUUUUUGUUUCAAGUUGAGAAUUUUUUUCCCAGUGUUGUACGUUGAAAUGGCUCUCACUCAUCAUCCCAUAUAUGUUUUAAAAGCGUUUAACUUGGCAACUGAGUUGGAAGAAGAUAUUGAUAGUUUUGUUUUAA